This is a messenger RNA of Nerophis lumbriciformis (worm pipefish), 1878 nucleotides long. Lineage: Eukaryota; Metazoa; Chordata; Actinopteri; Syngnathiformes; Syngnathidae. The record is from RefSeq and is a predicted model, not a curated record.
GUGGCCACAAUGGCUGACAGAGUGAAUAGUUUGCCAUUCUUUUACGGCAACAUCACAAGAGAGGAGGCCGAGGACUAUCUUCAGCAGCAGGGUACAGUUAGUGGCUUGUAUUUGCUCCGGCAAAGUCGAAACCAUUUUGGAGGUUUCGCUCUUUCUGUGUUACAUUCUGGCCGCUGCUACCACUACACCAUUGAAAGAGAGUCCAAUGAAUCGUACGCUAUUGCUGGGGGUAAAAGCCACAACAGCCCUCUUGAUGUGAUUGACUACCACUCCCAGGAGAUGGACGGCCUCGUAUGUCGACUGAAGAAGCCGUGCAACAGGCCCAAGAACAUGCAGCCUAAGGUGGGGCCGUUUGAGGACUUAAAGGAAAAACUCAUUCUGGAAUAUGUAAAGCAGACCUGGAACUUACAGGGGACAGCUCUGGAACAAGCCAUAAUCAGUCAAAGGCCACAUUUGGAGAAGCUGAUUGCGGCCACCGCUCACGAACGAAUGCCUUGGUUCCAUGGAAAAAUAACUCGAGAGGACUCAGAGCCAAGGCUUCAAAAUGGCUCCCGUACAAAUGGAAAAUUUCUGAUCCGGCAGAGGGAUGCGAAUGGAUCCUUUGCUCUUUGUUUAUUACAUGAAGGAGAAGUAAUGCAUUACCGCAUUGACCAGGACAGGAGUGGCAAGCUCUCUAUACCAGAUGGCAAGAAGUUUGACACUCUUUGGCAGCUGGUGGAACACUAUUCGUAUAAACCAGAUGGCCUCCUGCAAGUUCUUACAGAAGUCAGUCCACGACCGGAUGAAGAUACAGGACAGUCGCUGCUACCACAGGAUACGUCUGGGUUUAGUUCUAAGUUUCAAAAUGCAGCAGGAGGAAUUCUUGCCAAAAUCAAAACAGUUCCCAUACCCGGCCGACAUAAGAGCCGCAGAUCUCGACACGAAAACAAAGACGCUAGUAAUCCCAACUCUUAUGAACAACAAGUGCCCAAUAAUUGGGUAGUCGAUUUAGAGUCUUUGCCGAUGGACACACCGGUUUACGACAGGACGUAUGCAGAUCCUGAUGAGCUGAGAAAUGCCAUUGUAAAUUACGAACAGCUCCAUUUGGAAGAUGAAGAAUUGGGUUCAGGAAACUUCGGUACAGUCAGGAAGGGCUUCUACAAGACAAAAACGACAAAGCAACCAGUUGCCGUGAAAAUCCUUAAGAACGAUGAUAGCAGCACAUCAGUUCGGGAGGAAAUGCUGCGAGAAGCCGAUGUCAUGCAGCAGUUGGACAAUCCUUACAUUGUCCGGAUGAUUGGUAUCUGUGAGGCAGAGAGCCUCAUGCUAGUGAUGGAGCUGGCUGAGCUGGGGCCACUUCACAAGUUCCUGCAAAAAAACAAGCAAACAACUAUUCCAAACAUCACGGAGCUGGUGCACCAAGUGUCUAUGGGGAUGAAAUACCUUGAGGAGCAUAACUUUGUCCAUAGGGACCUUGCAGCUCGGAACGUCUUGCUUGUCACACAGCACUACGCCAAAAUAAGUGAUUUUGGCCUCUCCAAAGUAGUUGCAGAGGACCAGAACUACUACAAGGCCAAGGGACAUGGAAAGUGGCCGCUGAAAUGGUAUGCUCCUGAGUGCAUCAACUUCUUCAAAUUCUCAACCAAAAGUGACGUUUGGAGCUUCGGAGUACUCAUGUGGGAAGCGUACUCGUACGGGGAGAAGCCAUACAGGGGAAUGAGAGGAAAUAAUGUUUUGCAAAUGAUCGAGAGUGGAAUGCGUAUGGAUGCCCCAACAAACUGCCCAGAAGAGAUGUAUAACCUCAUGAAUACAUGCUGGACAUAUGAGGUGGAGAAAAGACCUGCGUUUGCCGUUAUUGAGCCAAGACUACGGCGGUAUUAUUACGACAUUGCACAAUGA